Molecule: messenger RNA, 2211 nt
Organism: Zophobas morio
Lineage: Eukaryota; Metazoa; Arthropoda; Insecta; Coleoptera; Tenebrionidae
Product: dnaJ homolog subfamily C member 2
Exons: 1
Coding region: 206-2059 (617 amino acids)
Biological process (GO): regulation of translational fidelity; 'de novo' cotranslational protein folding
Cellular component (GO): cytosol
Molecular function (GO): ribosome binding; Hsp70 protein binding
Source: RefSeq, a predicted model, not a curated record
AAUUCCUCUCUUUAAUUUUGACGUAUACGGUACACCAUGCGGGAAAAUUUGUUGCCGUAGAGUGUUUUAUUACUGCAAAGUUUUAUACAAUUGUGCUUCCUAGUUAUUUAUUAAAAAACCGACACUGUAUUUCUUGCAAAAUUGAGUGCAUUAUUCACAUAGAAGCAAUUUUAUAUGAAAAACACGUGACGAGGUUAUAAUCGCUAUGGGUGAAGUAAAAUUAGCAAAAAACAGCAAUCAGUGUAAAACGAUAGCAAUACGUUAUCGUUUUGUACUGGAAACUGUUGGAGAAGAACAACGCGUGAAGUUUGUUCCACAUCAAGUUAGAAAAUUGAAAGUUGAACUGCCAGAAGAAGUGCAAGAAGAGUUGACACCAGAAAACGUGGAGUAUGAAGAUGAUGUUGAAUAUUUAAGAAGCUUAGAUCCAAAAGAGUGGAAGAGUCAGGAUCAUUACAAAGUUCUGGGAAUUCCAACUCUUAGAUUUAGAGCCACCGAGGAAAUUAUUAAAACAGCAUAUCGAAAAAAGGUUUUGAAACACCAUCCUGAUAAACGAAAAGCCUUAGGAGAAGAAGUAAAAGCUGAUGACGAUUAUUUCACAUGCAUAACCAUGGCAUAUGAAAUAUUAGGUAAUUCAAGUAGGAGACGAUCAUAUGAUUCGGUGGAUCCAGACUUUGACAACAAUAUUCCAAGUGGAGGAGAAUUAAAAAAAGAUUUCUACGAAACUUUUAAGUAUUAUUUUGAUUUAAAUUCUCGUUGGUCUGAGAAGCCAGUUGUUCCAAAGUUAGGAGGACCGGAUUCAAGUCGAGAAGAAGUUGAAAAAUUUUAUUCAUUCUGGUAUGAUUUCAAAUCAUGGCGCGAAUAUUCUUAUGAGGAUGAAGAAGACAAAGAAAAAUGUCAAGACCGAGACGAACGUCGGUAUGUCGAUAAAUUGAACAAAGCUGAACGUCUUAGAAAGAAGAAAGAAGAAAUGUCAAGAGUACGAAGUUUAGUAGAUUUAGCUUACAAUAACGAUCCUAGAAUAGCGAAAAUUAAACAAGAAGAAAAAGAGAAGAAAUUGGCGGCGAAGAGAGCGAAGCAAACAGCAGCCCAAGCUAAAAAAGAAGAAGAAGAAAGAAUACUCAGGGAAGCGCAAUUACUGAAAGAGCAAGCUGAAGCUGCGGAACGUGCAAGAAUCGAAGCUAAACGUCAAGAACGAGAAGUACAGAAGAGAGCGUUGAAAAAGGAAAGAAAAAUAUUGAGAGAUUUUUGCAAAGCCAAUAAUUACUUUGCCGAGAAUAGCGAACAAAAUAUAAAUAAUAUGACUGGUCUUGAAACAAUAUGUGAAGUGUUUUCCUUGGAAGAGUUGGAGGAGUUGAAUAAAAACAUGCAAAGUAAUGGAAAAUCUGCAUUUGAAAAAGCAUUAAAAGACAUCAACGAGCGCAUGGAGAAAGAGAAGCAAGAAGUAAUCGAAGCCGCAAAACAAAAAUCCAGUGAAAAUAAUAAAGAGGCAGUGGCAAAAGCUGUUCCAGACUGGAAUCAAGAAAAUAUACAGCUUUUAGUGAAAGCGGUGAACUUAUUUCCUGCAGGCACAAAUCAGAGGUGGGAAGUGGUAGCAAAUUUCAUUAAUCAACAUGGAACGUUCAAUACCAGCGCAAGAUUUAAUGCAAAAUUCGUAUUAGCAAAAGCAAAAGAUUUACAAAAUACAGACUUUUCUAAAAAUAAUUUAAAAGACGUUGCUAACAAGCAGGCCUUUGACAAUUUUAAAAAGGAUAAGCGCACUGUGUUAAAUGUUGAUGAGUCUAGUAUUUCCAAAAAGUUGGAUGGUAUCUCGCUUAACGGUGAUAAAAAAAUUACCAAUGGAGAUGUGAAAGUAAAACAAGAAACGCCUUGGACAACCACAGAGCAACAACUCCUGGAACAAGCAUUAAAGACUUAUCCUGCAUCUACUGCUGAAAGAUGGGAUAGAAUUGCAGAGUGUAUUCCAAAUAGAAGUAAAAAGGAAUGUAUCAAAAGGUACAAGGAGCUUGUUGAAACUGUGAAAGCGAAGAAAGCGGCACAAGCAGCUGUUAGCACGAAAUAGCAACAUAGAUACACCAUCUCACUUAUUUAUUUGAUUCUGUGAAGCCUGAUGACUUAACAAUAAUGCCAAUUGUAAAUCUGUAAUAAAGUUGAUAAAUUAGUACUUUCCUUUAUUAAUAUUUAGAAUGUCAAUAAAAUCAGCUCUGCAAUUUA